Molecule: messenger RNA, 1578 nt
Organism: Oreochromis aureus
Lineage: Eukaryota; Metazoa; Chordata; Actinopteri; Cichliformes; Cichlidae
Exons: 8
Coding region: 390-1280 (296 amino acids)
Biological process (GO): positive regulation of ERK1 and ERK2 cascade; interleukin-15-mediated signaling pathway; T cell activation
Cellular component (GO): external side of plasma membrane; membrane raft
Molecular function (GO): MHC class II protein binding; protein tyrosine kinase binding
Source: RefSeq, a predicted model, not a curated record
AUCAGGUCUUGUCAGGUCACAGAGUGUUUUGCUGCAGCUCAUGUUCAUGUUCAGCCUUUUUCUUGUUAUGUUUGCAUGCUCCUGUUCAGUUUCAUGUUAAUGUCCCAUGUUAUCAUUUUCAUAGUUAGCCAAAGUUUUUCCCAGUCUAGGUUUCAGUUUAGUUUCACCCUUGUUUCGCCUCGCCUUGCUUUUCUGGCUCGCUUUUUCUUUAAACACCAGUUCAUUUCUCCCAUGUCUGUGUUUUAGCGGUAACUCAGCAGUAUUCCACCAUCACUGUCAAGACUGGAGAGAAAGUCACUCUGCCUUGUGAAAAUCGAAAAGAUUUUCAAGAUAACUGUCAGAGUACUACCUGGAGCUUCAGUGUUUCAGGAAACGCAGCAAGCUGGCCGAUGUUUGGAGAUGAGACGGAGCGCAAAAUCACCAGAGCGAAAUUUGACAGACAAAGUCUUUCAGCAAACUGUUCUGUGGUUAUAAAGAAAGUCACAUAUGAGGAUGUUGGCCGUUACACCUGCAGACAGUUCAGAUCAGGACAAGAAGUCACACACUCGCUGGUUGAUCUGUUUGUUAUUACCGUGAGAAAUGCAACUUCCAGCUCCAACAUCACUGUCAGAGUUGGGGAUGAAGUCACUUUGCCUUGUAAAACUGGAAAUGAUUUUUAUUAUAAAUGUCCUCCUCCUCCUCCUCCUACUACUACUACUUGGAUCUUUAGUGAUUCAGGAAGCAAAACAGCAGUAACACUGUCUGAUAAUAGUCAGGUUCAUAAAAGCCUCGGUGCCAUGUCUGACAAACUGAGUGUUACAGCAAACUGUUCUCUGGUUAUAAAGGAGGUCACACAUGAAGAUGCUGGCUCUUACACCUGCAUACAGUUCAUAUCUGGUAAAAAUGUGACAGACUAUCAGGUUGACUUGUUUGUUAUUACCAUGGUACCUCAGCAAAUUUCAGAAAUUAAGGUCCGACUUGGAGUGAGAAACAUUACAACAACAAGAAUUGCAUCUACAAUAAUAACACAAUUAGCACCAGCAGGGACAACUACAUCCGCAACCCCUACAUCAAACACAGCUGCAACCACUCAAAAAUCAACCCCAGAAACAGAAGAAACUACAGGUUGCUGGGUGAAAUUUAUUGUGGUUAUUGUGGGUUUAGCAGCUCUUUCAGUCACUGUUGUAUCUGUCAACAUAUGGACAAAAACAAAAGGUUACAAAUCAUCUCCGGCCAAGACUGACCACAAUGAGACCAAUGAUGGCGAGAUAUACUAUGAAACUGAAGACCGUCCAGCUUAAGUUCUGCUCUACAGACAGCAGCUGAAAUUGGUCUUUGUAUCAUCAACUAAGAAAACAGACCAUUUUAUUGUUUAUUAUUAUUAUUAUUUAUUUAUUUUCAUGUUUUUCAUGUUUGUCAAUAAUUUAAUAUUUAUUUUUUCGGGUAACAUUAAAUGAAGUUUUACUUCACUGUUGUUCUUAGUGACAGUUCAGGAAUAGGAACUUAUUAUCAGUUCCUAUUUUAAAUUUCCUUUUUAUUUAACUAUUUUGCACUACUGAGAGACAACAGUUUCCUUGUACGCUUGUUAAUAUAAUGACA